Mangifera indica (mango) is the source of this 707-nucleotide messenger RNA. RefSeq names its product disease resistance protein RPV1-like. Gene Ontology annotation, biological process: signal transduction. The transcript has a single exon. The coding region runs from base 114 to 692 and encodes 192 amino acids. The record is from RefSeq and is a predicted model, not a curated record. Lineage: Eukaryota; Viridiplantae; Streptophyta; Magnoliopsida; Sapindales; Anacardiaceae.
AAAGUUAUCCUUGUUAACUUCUGUCUUGGUUUUCUCUGUAGUGUGAAGAGGAAGACCGGAUUUUUUAGCUUUAUCCGACAGAUCUGAUCAAAGCCUCUCAUCAGUUCCAGUUGAUGGCUUCUUCUUGCAACAUUCCAGAAGUAAAGUAUGAUGUUUUCCUUAGUUUUAGAGGCGAGGACACCCGGAAUAAUUUUACAAGCCAUCUUAAUGCAGCUUUGUGUCGUAAAAAGAUUCAAACUUUCAUCGAUGACGAACUCGAGAGAGGAGAAGAAAUUUCACCAUCUCUAUUGAAGGCAAUUGAACAUUCAAAGAUUUCCGUUAUCAUUUUGUCAGAAAACUAUGCCUCUUCCAAAUGGUGUUUAGAAGAACUUGCAAAGAGCCUUGAAUGCAAAAAGAUGGUAAUACCAAUUUUCUAUCACGUCGAUCCAUCACAUGUAAGGAAUCAAACUGGAGCUUUUGGAGAUGCAUUUGCCGCACUCGAAAAGCGUUUUGAGGAUAGGUUAGAUGUGCUACAGAUAUGGAAGACUGCUUUGAAGGAAGUAGCCAAUCUCUCUAGAUGGACUACAGAUGGCAAGAAGUACGUAUGUCUUUUACUUGUUCUCUUUGAAAAUAUUUUACUUUGUGCUAUAUUUUCUAAGUCAACCAAGCAAAAGAAAUAUAAUUUUAUUUGGAGAAACUUAAUGGAGAAGUGACAUAUCUUUGAUCAA